Molecule: messenger RNA, 2167 nt
Organism: Medicago truncatula (barrel medic)
Lineage: Eukaryota; Viridiplantae; Streptophyta; Magnoliopsida; Fabales; Fabaceae
Product: KH domain-containing protein HEN4
Exons: 7
Coding region: 102-1919 (605 amino acids)
Molecular function (GO): RNA binding
Source: RefSeq, a predicted model, not a curated record
UGUACUUUGUAACUAAACUAAUCGUGAGAAGUGUCUGCGUUCGUUUGAGUUGGAAGUGUAACUAAGCAAGUAGUUUACACUGACAUCAUACAACGUGCGUGAUGUCAAACAACAACAAGCGACGCUAUCAUGUUCCUCCGACACAACCCGACACCGUUUUCCGCAUUCUCUGUCCCGCCGCUAAAUCCGAUUCUCUACUCUCCCUCUCCGGUGACGGCGUCAAGAUUCUAAUUGACGACUUCGCCGGAGAUGUCACUUCCUCCGAUGAGCGUAUCGUUGUUAUUAUCUCCGCCGCGGCCGAGGAAUCCGCUGCACAGCUUGCUUUGAUUAGGGUUUUUGAGAGAAUAGUGGAGAAAGAUAAUAAUGAGGAGAAUAAUAAGAAAUCGAAUUCUUCGGUUGGGUGUAGAUUGUUAGCUCCUAGUUAUCAGGUUGGGUGUGUGCUUGGUAGAGGUGGUAAGAUUGUUGAAAAGAUUAGGCAAGAAAGUGGUGCUCAGGUUAGGAUUUUGCCUAAAGAUCAUUCUCCUAUUCCUCCUCCUGGUGAUGAGUUCAUUCAGAUAACCGGAAAUUUUAACGCAGUAAAGAAAGCACUUCUCGCAGUUUCAAGCUGUCUUCAGGAUAAUGUAGGCAAUUCUGGUGGUUUUAAAUCGUCUGGCGGUGCUCAAGUUGAACCUUAUCCUCAACGGGGUCCUCAUCCUCCUGAUCAUCAUUCCAGAGGUUAUUCUUCUUUUCCGGGUUCUGAGAACGCUAGACCUGCUCAUAGAAUGUUUGUGGAAGAGGAAGUUGUCUAUAAGAUGCUGUGUCAGCAAGAUAAAGUUGGUAGUCUUAUUGGGAAAGGUGGUUCUGUGGUGCGGGCUUUACAAAACGAAACUGGUGCAUCUAUACAAAUAGUUGAUGCUGGACCCGAUUCAGAUGAGCGUGUGGUCGUCAUCUCUGCGCUAGAGAAUUCUGACCAAAAGCAUUCUCCUGCUCAAGAUGCUGUUAUUCGCGUUCAUGGUCGACUUACAGAGAUUGGAUUUGAGCAUAGUAAUGCAGUUGUUGCUAGGCUCCUUGUGCGUUCACCACAGGUAGGGUGCCUCUUGGGCAAGGGAGGUCAUGUUAUCUCAGAAAUGCGAAGAGUCACUGGUGCCAAUAUACGUAUCUUUUCGAAGGAACAAAUUAAGUACAUUUCUCACAACGAAGAAGUUGUACAGGUUAUCGGGACCUUACAAUCUGUGCAAGAUGCUUUGUUUCACAUAACCAGCAGAAUUCGAGAAACUAUUAUCCCAAUGAAGAACACUCCUCCAAAUUUUGGUGCACCACCACCCGUGCCACCGUUCCCCGAUACACCCCCUCCUCCUUUAUAUAGGCCAAGAAAUCACAUGUUACCUUCUGGACAUCCUCCUCCUCAUGGGAUUGACCAUCCAGCUGGUCCCCCUAUGCCUCCUCCACCUCCUCAUGGAAUUGACCAUCUAACUGGUCCCCCAAUGCCUGUUGAUCAUCAGCAUGCAUUUUCACAUGGUAUGGGUCGCGGUCCGCCAAACAUGGAUCGAGUUCCUUAUCCUCGUGGUUAUGAAGGACCCAAUUCUCCAAGAUCACGGAAUCCUCAGGCAGUUAACAGAGGAAAUCCAGGGGCAACAGCUGAUACUUUUAAUUUGACUUCAAGAAAUGGGAAUCCUGGAAUGACUGGAAACUCAUUACAGAAUCCAAAUAACUCACCCGUUGAGAUUACCAUCCCUCAUAUGUAUUUAAUCCAUGUGUACGGGGAGAACAACAGCACCCUAAAUCAAAUUCGCCAGAUCUCUGGUGCAAACGUGGUUAUUCAUGAUCCAAUACCUGGGGCAACAGAAGGACUGGUGAUUGUAUCUGGAACACAAGAUCAAAUUCACUCUGCUCAAUGCCUAAUUCAAGGUUUUAUUUUUUGCGGACUGACUGCACCUUAGUCUCCAGUUUUAGUUUAAGGUCUUAAAAUUGUUGUAUCAUCAUGAGAAGUUAGAGAUGCUUGUAUUAGGGAUGUCUUGCCAUUGUGUGAAUUGAACUUUUAGUUGACAUAGAGUGCAAUAGUCGUCAUGUUUUUGUUGCUAGUUUUGAUCAUUCCAUACGUAAAAUUUGGAUGAUAAUCCAUCUAAGUUUCUGUGUUAAAGAACUGAGAAGGUUAUGUAAAAAUCACUCCAUUUCCUUAAAAAAAAAA